GCCCAGUGUAGAGGGACCUUUACUGUGUCUCUAACCCUGACCUGGGAAUGUGGACGCAUAGUUUAGAGGGAGAUUUACUGCUUCUCUAACCCUGACCUGGGAGUGUGGACACACAGUGUAGAGGGAGCUUUACUGUGUCUCUCACACUAACCUGGGAGUGUGGACCCACAGUGUAUGUGGAGCUUUACUGGGUCUCUAACCCUGACCUGGGAGUGUGGACCCAUAGUGUAGAGGGAGCUUUACAGUGUCUCUAACACUGACCUGGGAGUGUGGACCCACAGUGUAUGGGGAGCUUUACUGUUUCUCUAAAUCUCAUCUAUCGUGAAGAAAUCAUGGGAGGCGUACAAUCUACUUCAAGGCAACAUGAACCUUCGGUAAGGAUUUCCAAAGAGCUCUCGGAAGGGGAGAAGUGUGCGCGGAGGAAGCGCAACAACGUAGUCAGACAUGCCAUCUUGAAACUGACAGGGAAAUGUCCUGACAAGGGUCGUGAACCCACCAUCGCAGUGCUGGGCUCGGGGGGAGGUCUCCGCGCCACCAUCGCCAUGCUGGGGACCCUCCAGGCGCUGGCGGAUAGCGACCUGCUGGACUGUGUCAGCUACCUGAGCGGUGUGUCAGGCUCCACCUGGGCUAUGAGCCAACUGUACUCCCAGAUGGAAUGGUCCGUAAACAUGGAACAGAUGGUCAGUGAUCUCAGAUCACAGAUCACUGAGAAAAAGAGGACGUGUCACGAUUCCAUGGAGUACCUCAAGCAGAUAGGGAACGAUCCCACGUACUCACUCACUCACUUCUGGGGAGCCUCGCUGGUCUAUGACUGCCUGGGCAAGAUUGAGACCAGCAAACUGUCCGAUCAUCAAGUCGCUGCCAGUAACGGGACAAACCCCUACCCCAUUUAUGCUGCCGUUCACGGACAUCGAGAGCGACAUUCACACACAACAGACGCCUGGUUCGAGUUCACUCCUCACGAGGUUGGCUUCCCGACUCCGGGCGCUUUCGUCUCCACCAAAGAGUUCAACCACAAGUUUGAUGCCGGAACGAAAAUAAAAGAGAUGAAUGUGGAGAAGGAUUUAAACUACUUACAGGGUCUCUGGGGCAGUGCUCUCGCGGACAAGAAAGCCAUUUGGGAAUGGAUCAAGGAACAGUUGUGGAGAAUCGUACACCAACCUCAAUUGCUGAGCAGUUCACCGGAGUCUGAGCAGAGCCACUGUGAACAUUGCUCCAGAAAGUUGAUGGAAAUUUUGGAAAUCUUGAACGAAGGGGAGAAUUUUGAGGCAGCGCUCAGCAAACUCAACCUGGACGAGACAGAGCUUUGCGGUUUGUCAGAUCACCAGAACAGAUCCUCUGAGUAUUACUGUGAAAAAUUGAUCGGAAAUUUGGAAACGGUGAAUGAAGCGGAGAACAAAAACACCCAAGUCGAUGAGAAGCGGUGUCUGAUCCCGAGCGUCUAUAUGAAGACGAUGAGGGCUUUGGUAUCCUGGAACUGGGGGGAAAAUCCUAACUUCGCCUAUCAUGACUCUCGCAUCAAAGAACUGAGUCCCAGAGGUCUGGAGCUGUACGAACAGGAAUAUCUAUACCUGAUAGACGCCGGGCUGGAGAAUAAUUGUGCAUAUCCCCUGGUGCUCAGGGAAGAGCGUAAAGUGGAUCUCGUCCUGUCAUUUGAUUUCAGCGCUGGUGAUCCCUUCCUGACGCUGACCGAGGCCGGGAAAUACUGCACCGCAAAUGGUAUCCCAUUCCCAGACUUGCCCUUGGAGCUGGAUAAAACGCCUCAUGACUUUUAUGUGUUCACAAAGCCUGGAGCACCCACUGUCGUGCACUUCCCGCUAUUCAACGACUGCAACUGCACAGACGGGUCAAGCCCGAAGACGAUGAUGGAUAAAUUCGGAACUCAGAAGUUGAGUUACACCGGGUACGAGUUUGACGAGUUGCUGGGAGCAGCAAGUCAGAACGUCAGUAAAAAUGUGGGGAAGAUCACAGAGCAAAUCGAGGCCCUGCUCUGAGCACAGCUGAUCUUUGUCCUCCGGGUGUGGGCUUCCCAAAGCUGACCUCAGUCCUCCAGGUGUGGGCUUCCCAAAGCUGACCUUUGUACUCCAGGUUUGACCUGCCCACGGUUGGAUGGGGUAAAAUGUUCAGACACUGUGAAUUGGAAGCCAUUUCUGCAAAAAUAAAUGGAAAUAAAACUCAAA
Messenger RNA from Callorhinchus milii (elephant shark), 2180 nucleotides. Its product is annotated as cytosolic phospholipase A2 zeta. Gene Ontology annotation, biological process: glycerophospholipid catabolic process. The transcript is spliced from 15 exons. The record is from RefSeq and is a predicted model, not a curated record. NCBI's taxonomy places the organism in Eukaryota, Metazoa, Chordata, Chondrichthyes, Chimaeriformes, Callorhinchidae. Gene Ontology annotation, molecular function: calcium ion binding; calcium-dependent phospholipid binding. Gene Ontology annotation, cellular component: nuclear envelope; cytosol; nucleoplasm. The coding region runs from base 285 to 1994 and encodes 569 amino acids.